Leptosia nina is the source of this 1239-nucleotide messenger RNA. The record is from the annotation of a GenBank genome assembly. Lineage: Eukaryota; Metazoa; Arthropoda; Insecta; Lepidoptera; Pieridae.
AUGCAACCUAUUUACGAGUUCAACGGAUGUCAACUGAAACUGGCCGCAAUAAAUACAAAUAGAGUCCCAAAUGCCCCAAAGAGCUGCAUCGCGGAGAUCUUCAACGCGGACACGACAGACGGGGGCAGCCCGGUCAAGAACGGCUCGACUCGGUCGCGCACAGUAAGGGACACCCCCACCCGCCCCAGGGACACGCACUCCAGACUAUUUGGACAGGGUGGCGGAUCUUCCUCCGUGACGCCGAUGAUAACAGACACGAUCCGCAGCCACAUCCAGUUCGGCGACUCGCAGAUGAACGGCGGCAGCCCAGCCCACUCGCCCAAGAUGAACGGGAGCGCCACGUCGACACCCAGUAGAGGUGAGGGGGAGCCGGCCAACAACUUAUCGUACUCACCGCCGAAGAGGAACCCGGUGACCGGCGACGGUGUGCAACUGCCUCCGCAGCGGCGCAGACACCCGGCGGCCGCCCUACGAGGUGCUGACACUCAGGAAUACCUCGAACCGACACCGACCCAUCGAUACUUGACCCGCGACUGGCCUCCUCCACCCGCUAACUAUUAUGUAGAAUCCACAACCAAACCCAGCUUGAAGCUACGACAGACUCCUUACACCCUUCUCGGUCUUGAGACCGACGAUCCAGAAAAGCCCCAUCCAAUAAUAGAUCCAGACUCGAUCGAGCCUCAGCUAGCUCUUGACAGGCAUUGGCCUCCCUUUCCAGCCCAGCAUUACCUGGAACCGAAAGAACACUCAGUACCCCAUCAUCCGCUACCCCCACACGCUUUUGUUGGCAUGACCUCCGCGUUGGGCGAAAGGCCGAUGCCAGAUUAUAAAUAUAACCCAAUACCGACUUUAGAUGGUCCCGUAGAUCCGUUUGUAGUUAGCAACCUCGAUCCACCACCGACUCUUUUCAAAUACGAGCGAGACGCUCCCAUUCCUGACGUUACACCCAUACAGACGACACCCGGUCCCGGUCCUAGCACCCUAACGGGGUUUCCCCCAAUAUUCCACGAGUAUGUCCCCGGAUUCCUGUUCGAUAGACGUCAGCAUGUGGAGGACUUCAAGCAUAAGACGUAUUAUGUAGACUAUGUUCGCCGAAGAGAGAUGGAGGGCAACCCCAUCACUGGCGACGGCUACAAAUCACUGAACGGUCAAAUUAAUAUGGUAACAUCGAUAAACGGAAACACCAGCAUUCUUCACAACCGCGUGCCUCCUGGUGGCUACUCAUCUGGGCUUUGGUAA